Enhydra lutris kenyoni (northern sea otter) is the source of this 783-nucleotide messenger RNA. RefSeq names its product osteoclast associated, immunoglobulin-like receptor (gene OSCAR). Gene Ontology annotation, molecular function: collagen receptor activity. The record is from RefSeq and is a predicted model, not a curated record. The transcript has 5 exons. NCBI's taxonomy places the organism in Eukaryota, Metazoa, Chordata, Mammalia, Carnivora, Mustelidae. Bases 1 to 783 code for a protein of 260 amino acids. Gene Ontology annotation, cellular component: plasma membrane.
AUGGCUCUGGUGCUGAUCCUCCAGCUCCUGACCCUCCGGCCUCUGUGUCAUGGAGACGUCACUCCAGCUGUCCCCCCAGCCUUAUCCCUCAAGCCAUCGCUGGGGGCUCAGCCUGCCGCAAUUGUAACCCCUGGGGUCAAUGUGACCUUGAGGUGCCGGGCACCUCAACCUGCCUGGAGGUUUGCACUCUUCAAGUCUGGGAAGAUCACCCCUGUGCUGUACCGGGAUGUGUCCAUGGAGCUGGCAGAGUUCUUCCUGGAGGAGGUGACCCCAGCCCAGGGGGGCAGUUACCACUGCUGCUACAGAAAUCCAGGCUGGAAUCUGGGUGUCUGGUCUCACCCCAGCGAUACGCUGGAACUGCUGGUCACAGACCAGCUCCCGCCCCCGUCGCUGGUGGCGCUGCCCGGGCCGGUGGUGGCGCCCGGAGCCAACGUGAGCCUGCGCUGCGCGGGCCGCCUGCGGGGCAUGAGCUUCGCGCUGUACCGCGCGGGCGAGGCGGCGCCGCUGCAGUACCGCGACUCGGCCGAGCCCUGGGCCGACUUCCCGCUGCCCGGCGCCCGCGCGCCCGGCACCUACAGCUGCUACUACCACACGCCGUCCUCCCCGUACGUGCUGUCGCUGCGCAGCGAGCCGCUGGUCAUCCGCGCCGACCACGGAUCCUGGGACUACACGCAGGGCAACGUCCUCCGUCUGGGGCUGGCCGGCCUGGUGCUCAUCUCUCUGGGCACACUGAUCAUUCUUGACUGGCGCAGCCAGAACCAUGCCCCAGGUGUCAGGCCCUGA